Molecule: messenger RNA, 2097 nt
Organism: Cylindrotheca closterium
Lineage: Eukaryota; Bacillariophyta; Bacillariophyceae; Bacillariales; Bacillariaceae
Source: the annotation of a GenBank genome assembly
AUGAGCGGCGUCAAACGAAAAACCAACGGCGGAGACUCUGGGUUGGUCAUACCGAAAAAGGCUGCGAAAUCGACUGACGAAUCCUCUCUAUUGGCUUCCUAUGAUAUGAAACCACCAGCAAACGUCCCGUCGAAACCUCAGCCGACAGCCAGUGCCAAAGCACCCAAAUCUGCCCGAAAUGACGCACCUCCCCGUAAACCAGCAAACGCACUUACCACCAGUCCUAAUGGCAUGGAUAUAACUGUUGUAUCUCAUUCUUUACCUGUAAGCUCUGUGAACACAAACGUAACUUCUUCUACUAAUGCUACUAGCAUAGCUCAGCCUCCUGCCAAAAGACCUUCACGUGACUUGGACUCCAUGGUUUGGAAUUCACUAUCCAAACUCUGUGUUGGCUUGGCAGAGUCUGAGAAUGACAAUUAUACGUUGAAGGAGAAGUCUUCUGGGAGCGCCGGUGCGCUUAUUGAUUUGUCGGGAUCCAUGUUGGAGAGAAGUGAGUUUGAUUGGUACGAUACGGAUCAGAACGGGAACAUUGUGGUUCAGCCAAAGAUCCCCAUUUUCCCGGAAGAUUUUCCUCCUGGAAAACCAGAAUGGCCACUUUCGUGGUGGGGAAUUGUCGAUCCCAGCGUUGAAGAAAAUGGGAAAGGAGCCUCUCCUCCUAGCACAAAAGGAAGGGACGGAAAAGAGAAAUCAAAGGAGCGGCGACGAGAGUCCAAUGAUUCGUCAAGGAAAUCUCGUGAGACUCCUGAUUCAAAGAAGUCUAGACGUCGUUCAGGGUCUAGAGAGGGAUCUAAGCGUCGCUCAGAGUCAAGAGAUGGAGAACGAGAGAGGUACGGACGAGACAAAAGAAGAGAUGACCAUGCACUUCCACCACCACCACCAGUUCGCGAUGAGGAAAUGACUCGACGUCCAUCAAUUGACCGAGCUGCACAAAUUCCAGCUGAUCAGCAGGUGAGCCGCCGCUCAAGAUCGAGAGAGGGGUCUAGGCGCCGUUCAAGGUCAAGAGAUGUAGAGCGGGAGAGGCAUGGACGAGUUCACGGCAGAGACGACCAUGGACACCCACCACCACCAUUUCGCGAUGAUGAAAUGAGGCGACGUCCAUCCAUGGACCGGGCUGCACCAAUUCUAGCUGAUUACCAUGAUGGCCCACCACGUGAUCGCUAUCAUCCAGAUGUCAGGGAACCACCAAGGCUCGUGGAUUCUAGACGAAGAUUUCCCGGCGACAGAGAACCAUCACCUCCGCGAUAUCGAGACAGCAAUCGACGAUCUCGCUCGCGGCAUGAUGAUCGAGAGUUUGAUAGAGAGGAACGGGGUCGAAGGGAAAGAGGAGAAAUGCCUCGUGAGAGAAGACCUCCGGUGGAUGGUAUGCCACCACCACCACCACCACAAGAUGAUCAUUAUGGCCCUGGCCCUGGUCCGGAUCGAGCACGUCCUCGGGAAGAUAGGGACCGUCCAAUUGAUGAUAGAGGGCGAUACAACGAAAAAGAGCGAAGCAGGGGAGACAGACGGAGGUUUGAUGUCAGGGAUCGUGAUCGUUCAUUAGACGACAGACGGCGACUUGAUGACUUGGAUCGUCGUGGAGAAGAUAGAAGACGUCACGACGAUAGAGAUCGUCUCGGGGAAGACAGGCGUCGACCUGAUAACAAAGAUCCUUUGGUAGAUGAAAGGCAUAUGCUUGACGAGAGACGUCGCCCAGAAGAUGAUCGGCGUCGGCAUGGCGACAGGGAAAGGCGUCGAUCUGAAGAUAGAAACCGUGCGGUUGCUGACCGUGAUUCCAGACGGUACGGUGAUAGAGACCGCGAUUACGGCAGUAGGGAUCGUCGAGAUCGACGCAUGGAUGAACCGAAUCCGUAUGGUCCUGCUGAGGAUCAUUACAUCGAUAACAGGGGACCGCCAAGGCUUGAUGAUCGUCGUCGUUCCGAAGUUGGGCGUCCACGGAAUCGGGACCAUUAUCGCAGGGAUGAUGAUCGGCAUUCAAGGCGACGAGAUGAUAGAGAACCGCGAUAUGCAAGGGACGAACUGGAUUCCCACCGACCAAGGCACGGCCGUCCUACCGACAUCAAAAGACCACGAGAUGGAGAUGAUAAUGCCAAACGAUGA